Pteronotus mesoamericanus is the source of this 1171-nucleotide messenger RNA. It is a transcript of the gene SENP8, whose product is annotated as SUMO peptidase family member, NEDD8 specific. The record is from RefSeq and is a predicted model, not a curated record. The transcript has 2 exons. Lineage: Eukaryota; Metazoa; Chordata; Mammalia; Chiroptera; Mormoopidae. Gene Ontology annotation, biological process: proteolysis; protein deneddylation. The coding region runs from base 188 to 826 and encodes 212 amino acids. Gene Ontology annotation, molecular function: deNEDDylase activity; cysteine-type peptidase activity.
GCAGAGCUGGAAACUGCCUCAGAUUCUCCCUCUAUUGGAGAGUACUGUCGCAAGGUUGGUUAGAAGUCUCCGGGUUUGCGACCAGACCUCUCGCUUUCCGGCCAAUACAGAGGUUCCUGAAGGCUGGUGGAGGUGGUGAGGCCCCAGGCAGCUUCUGGAACUUCCGGGCAGCACUGGCCAGUGCAAGAUGGACCCUGUAGUCUUGAGUUACAUGGACAGUCUACUGCGGCAAUCAGAUGUCUCACUAUUAGAUCCUCCAAGCUGGCUCAAUGACCAUAUUAUUGGGUUUGCCUUUGAGUACUUUGCCAACAGUCAGUUUCACGACUGCUCUGACAAAGUCUGCUUCAUCAGUCCUGAAGUCACUCAGUUCAUCAAGUGCACUAGCAAUCCAGUAGAGAUCACCAUGUUCCUUGAACCCCUGGACCUCCCCCACAAGCAAGUUGUAUUUUUAGCCAUCAAUGAUAAUUCCAACCAGGCGGCUGGAGGAACGCACUGGAGUUUACUGGUUUAUCUCCAAGAUAAAAAUAGCUUUUUUCAUUAUGAUUCCCAUAGCAGGAGUAACUCAGUCCAUGCAAAGCAGGUAGCUGAGAAACUAGAGACUUUCUUAGGCAGAAAAGGAGGCAAACUGGCCUUUGUGGAAGAGAAAGCCCCUGCUCAACAAAACAGCUAUGACUGUGGGAUGUACGUGAUAUGUAACACUGAAGCCUUGUGUCAGAACUUUUUUAGACAACAACCAGAAUCACUUUUGCAACUACUCACUCCUACAUACAUCACAAAGAAGAGGGAAGAGUGGAAAGAUCUCAUUGCCCGACUUGCUAAAAAUUAGCUGUUGUAUAUUUGUGACUUUUGAAGUCUCUUUCUGCCUGUCCCCAUUUGUUGGAUGUCGAAAUCUCAGUGCCUGAGGGAAGAUGCCUGGCAGAGGCAAGUUUAGGAUUCUUUCUUUUUCCUGAACGAAUGACCUCCUCUGCAUUAUCCUAAUGGAAAGUUUCAUUUUAACCCUAACUUAAGAACUCUAUGUUCUGUGAAAAUGUCUUGAAGUUAUGCACCAAAACCUUAAAACCAAGCUAUUUUAACAUUUAUUAAUUCCUUUUUGGAGGAAAAGGGUGGUCUCCCUUUGCCACAUUGGUUAAUUCCAAAGGAAAAGCAGUGAUCCGUAAAAACAAGAAUAUGU